AUGGCAGAUGGUGUAGUGCUCCGAGCACAUGAAUACUACUUGUGGAUGUUCUAUAAGAUACAGCAUGGCCACUGGCCACUGCAAUUCCUCCGAUCCAGUGACACCACACCAUCUAUCAUCGGCAAUGGCUUCCAUUUCCUGGCCCGUACUGCUGUUCAUCCUAGUAUCAGCACAAAACUCUACACUACAUCCGCCACCACUGGUGGUCAUGGUGAUAACCUCACUGCUGCUGCUUUUGAGUGCCUCCCUGACCAGGCCGCCUCGCUCCUCCGGCAGAAGCGAUCGUUCUCCUUCGACUAUGCCACCACCACCCUCCUGUCAUGGGAAGGCGACGGCACCGAUUGCUGCUGCUGGGAAGGUGUCGGCUGCGACACUGUGACCGGCCUUGUCAAUGCUCUCAAUCUCAGCAGCCGUGGCUUGUACAGCUACGGCAUCGACCCAGCACUCUUCAACCUCACCUCCAUGAAACUCCUCGACCUCAGCAUGAACGACUUCGGUGGGUCGGAACUCCCAGCUGCAAGGUUUGAGAGGCUCUCUUCGACCAAGGACCACGAUAUAGUAUUGGAUAGUUAA
This is a messenger RNA of Miscanthus lutarioriparius, 573 nucleotides long. NCBI's taxonomy places the organism in Eukaryota, Viridiplantae, Streptophyta, Magnoliopsida, Poales, Poaceae. The record is from the annotation of a GenBank genome assembly.